GCGCGCGCGGCCUGAGUCUCCUCGGCGCGAAGGAGGGGGACGCGGCGAGGGGCUCAUCAAGUUUUGGUGUGUGGUGGCCAGUUCUGAAAUCUCCUUGAAGAAAUUCUACAUUGAAGAAGAUCAAAGCAGCAGUCUUUGACAAUUAGAGAAUGGACCGUUUGGGUUCCUUUAGCAAUGAUCCCUCUGAUAAGCCACCUUGUCGAGGCUGUUCUUCCUACCUCAUGGAGCCUUAUAUCAAGUGUGCUGAAUGUGGGCCACCUCCUUUUUUUCUCUGCUUGCAGUGUUUUACUCGUGGAUUUGAGUACAAGAAACAUCAAAGUGAUCAUACUUACGAAAUAAUGACUUCAGAUUUUCCUGUUCUUGAUCCCAGCUGGACUGCUCAAGAAGAAAUGGCCCUUUUAGAAGCUGUCAUGGACUGUGGCUUUGGAAAUUGGCAGGAUGUAGCCAAUCAAAUGUGUACCAAGACCAAGGAGGAGUGUGAGAAGCACUAUAUGAAGCAUUUCAUCAAUAACCCCCUGUUUGCAUCUACCUUGCUAAACCUGAAGCAAGCAGAGGAGGCAAAAACUGCUGACACAGCCAUUCCAUUUCACUCUACCGAUGACCCUCCCCGGCCUACCUUUGACUCCCUGCUUUCUCAGGACAUGGCAGGAUACAUGCCAGCCCGAGCAGACUUCAUUGAGGAGUUUGACAAUUACGCAGAGUGGGAUUUGAGAGACAUCGAUUUUGUUGAAGAUGACUCAGACAUUUUACAUGCUCUGAAGAUGGCUGUGGUGGAUAUCUAUCAUUCCAGGUUAAAGGAGAGACAAAGGCGAAAAAAAAUUAUAAGAGACCAUGGACUAAUCAACCUUAGAAAGUUUCAGUUAAUGGAACGGCGCUAUCCCAAGGAGGUCCAAGACCUUUAUGAAACAAUGAGGCGAUUUGCAAGGAUUGUGGGGCCAGUGGAGCAUGACAAGUUCAUCGAAAGCCAUGCAUUGGAAUUUGAACUCCGAAGGGAAAUCAAAAGGCUCCAGGAAUACAGGACAGCAGGCAUUACCAGUUUCUGUAGUGCCAGAACCUAUGAUCACCUCAAGAAGACACGAGAGGAAGAGCGCCUUAAACGCACCAUGCUCUCUGAAGUCCUCCAAUACAUCCAAGACAGUAGUGCUUGCCAGCAGUGGCUCCGCCGGCAAGCUGACAUUGAUUCCGGCCUGAGUCCUUCUAUUCCAGUGGCUUCAAAUUCAGGUAGACGAAGUGCACCACCUUUGAACCUCACUGGCCUCCCUGGCACAGAGAAGCUGAAUGAAAAAGAAAAGGAGCUUUGUCAGAUGGUGAGGUUGGUCCCUGGAGCCUAUUUAGAAUACAAAUCCGCUCUGUUAAAUGAAUGUAACAAGCAAGGAGGCUUGAGACUGGCACAGGCAAGAGCACUGAUCAAGAUAGACGUGAACAAAACCCGGAAAAUCUAUGAUUUCCUCAUCCGAGAAGGAUACAUCACUAAAGCCUGAGGCUCUAAGGACUUGGGAUCAGAAAUCAGAAGUUUGGAAUGUUGUGGGCUGAAGAUAGUGUGCAUUCUGAAGAGUUGUUUUUGUGCUGAAUUUUCACUGUAAAAAGAGAGGAAGGACAUAGGAAAACUUAA
This is a messenger RNA of Orycteropus afer afer, 1612 nucleotides long. NCBI's taxonomy places the organism in Eukaryota, Metazoa, Chordata, Mammalia, Tubulidentata, Orycteropodidae. The record is from RefSeq and is a predicted model, not a curated record.